Exophiala mesophila is the source of this 3499-nucleotide messenger RNA. Its product is annotated as elongation factor G, mitochondrial. NCBI's taxonomy places the organism in Eukaryota, Fungi, Ascomycota, Eurotiomycetes, Chaetothyriales, Herpotrichiellaceae. The transcript is spliced from 3 exons. The coding region runs from base 38 to 2446 and encodes 802 amino acids. Gene Ontology annotation, molecular function: GTPase activity; translation elongation factor activity; GTP binding. The record is from RefSeq and is a predicted model, not a curated record. Gene Ontology annotation, cellular component: mitochondrion. Gene Ontology annotation, biological process: mitochondrial translational elongation.
CCUUGAUCCCGGAGCCAACGUUUGUCAACAGCACAAUAUGAGUGUUUCUCGCACAGUCCGCGGGUCUGCGCGACUCGUGGGCAAUCUCACACGGUCUCCUAUCUCACCUGCCACGAGACAAUGGGUCUGUCAUCGAUGCGCAUCAACCACAUCCCUCCGCCCGAGUUCGGCCAUCUCACGCCUGCAGAACUCUCAGCUACAACCAAAUGGUCAAUGGCAGCAACGAAGAGGCGCUGCUGGGGUAGCAGCUGCUAUGCUGGAAGAGGCUUCAGAUCCUGACGCCCUAGCCCAAGAAACCAUCCUAGAGAAUAUGUCCACGCAGGAACUAGAACGCCUUUCCAGGGUCAGGAAUAUCGGCAUUGCUGCGCACAUUGAUUCCGGCAAAACCACUUGCACCGAACGCGUUCUCUUCUAUACCGGACGCAUCAACUCCAUCCACGAAGUACGUGGGAAGGACUCGGUCGGUGCCAAAAUGGACUCGAUGGAUUUAGAACGAGAAAAAGGCAUCACCAUCCAAUCUGCAGCCACGUUUUGUGAUUGGGUCCGCAAAGAAGAUGGAAAAGACGUCAAAUACCAUAUCAAUCUGAUCGAUACACCUGGGCAUAUUGACUUUACUAUUGAAGUUGAGCGAGCCCUCCGCGUCCUGGACGGUGCUGUCAUGAUCCUCUGCGCCGUGUCCGGCGUCCAGAGUCAGACCAUCACUGUUGACCGCCAAAUGCGGAGAUACAAUGUCCCCAGAAUCACGUUUAUCAAUAAGAUGGAUCGAAUGGGGGCGAAUCCUUUCAAAGCUGUGGAGCAACUCAGCUCCAAGCUGAAGAUUGGCGCCGCUGCUGUUCAGGUCCCCAUCGGCACCGAGGACGAAUUUCGCGGCGUCGUCGACCUGGUCAACAUGAGAACCUACUAUGCUGAAGGCGAUCGUGGAGAAAUUAUUAUUACAAAGGAUGAGAUCCCCUCAGAGGUUCAAGAGGUGGUACAGGAGAAAAGAGCCAAACUUAUAGAGGCUGUUGCCGACGUUGACGAGGAAAUGGCCAACUUAUUCCUGGAUGAAAUUGAGCCAUCGCCCGAGCAGCUCAAAGCCGCCAUCCGACGUGCGACCUUGUCUCUCAAGUUCACCCCGGUUUUUAUGGGCUCCGCCCUCGCCGACAAAUUUGUACAACCCAUGCUGGAUGGUGUUUGUGAUUACCUACCCAACCCUGGUGAGGUUUCAAAUACUGCGCUCGAUGUACGAAAGAAGGAGGCACCUGUCAAACUCAUCCCUUAUAACUCCUUACCAUUUGUUGGACUGGCCUUCAAGCUGGAAGAAUCAAACUUUGGCCAGCUGACCUACAUUCGAGUGUAUCAGGGAACUCUUAGGAAAGGUCUCAACGUCUUCAACGCAAGGAACGACAAGAAAGUCAAGAUUCCCCGCAUCGUCCGCAUGCAUUCGAACGAGAUGGAAGAGGUCACCGAAGUCGGAGCAGGAGAGAUCUGCGCCGUCUUCGGGGUCGAUUGCGCUUCUGGAGACACCUUCACCGACGGUCAACUUGGUUACACCAUGACCAGUAUGUAUGUUCCGGAACCGGUCAUCUCACUAAGCAUCAAGCCCAAGGCCAAUAAGGAUCUGCCCAACUUCUCCAAAGCCAUGAAUCGUUUUCAACGUGAAGAUCCGACAUUUCGGGUUCAUUUCGAUGCUGAAAACGACCAGACCAUCAUCUCUGGUAUGGGCGAACUUCACCUGGAGGUCUAUGUUGAACGCAUGCGUCGUGAGUACAAGGUAGACUGUGAGACGGGCCCGCCUCAAGUCGCCUAUCGCGAAACCAUCACCAAGAGAGUCGACUUUGACCAUACGCUCAAGAAACAAACCGGCGGAGCCGGUGACUUUGCUCGUGUUGUGGGCUGGCUCGAGCCUAAGGGCAACCUAGAAGGAAACCUCUUUGAAGAACAAGUCGUCGGAGGAUCCAUUUCCGAGAAAUUCCUGUUCGCCUGCGAAAAGGGUUUCCACCUCUCUUGCGAGAAAGGUCCACUGAUAGGCCACAAAGUUCUUGGUUCCUCCAUGAUUGUCAAUGAUGGUGCUACCCACAUGACGGAUUCCAGUGAAUUGGCCUUCAAGAACGCGACUCAGCAGGCCUUCAGGAAAGCAUUUAUGCAGGGCGACCCCGUUGUGCUCGAACCCCUCAUGAAAACGGUGGUGACAGCCCCCGUCGAAUUCCAAGGAGCAGUAGUCGCCAUGGUGCAGAAGCGAAAUGCCGUCAUUCUCGAUUCAGAAGUCGGUGUGGACGAGUUUACCGUCUGGGCCGAAGUGAGCUUGAAUGGCAUGUUUGGAUUCAGUGGCAACCUACGUGCUGUAACUCAGGGCAAGGGCGAGUUUAGCAUGGAGUUCAGCCAUUAUGAACGGGCCCCACAGUUGCUCCAGAAGGAACUUGUCUCCAAAUAUCUGAAGGCCCAAGCAGACCGAAACAAGAAAUAGGCGCCAUCGUGGAUCGAAAGUUUGGGCUCCCUUGAAUGGCUUCGUUUACAAGUCAUAAUGAAGAAUGCGAGUCGUCUGGCUCGAUACGCAGGAAGAUCUCCCUUUGGUCAAGACCACUCGUACCACACCAAUCACAGCUACGACUGUGCUGCUUCAGCUCUCGAAGUAUACAAGAUGGUCGUCUACGCCAGAGGAACACCAAGGCCGGUGUCCCACGUGGUACAAUUUGAUUCUUCUUUUCUCUUGAAGAGACCUUUUGUGUCAACUUUAGUUGGCAGGAUACAAUAUUGGUUCUCACGAGAACCUCUGCUGAUCGAGAUGUGGCCUAGGUCGGGGGUUCUGUCAUCUAUUCAGGGCGUCUACAACCGGCCGUUCCCUUUAGUGACGACCACAUAAGCGCUGGAGGCAGGCAGGUCGGGUGUGUUGUGGAACACGUCCCACUGGCGUCUCAAAUUCUACCUCAGCGGCGGCUGUGUCCUGCAAGCACAUGUACAAUAUCAACAAGUCACGCUCUCAGUCUGUUAAAGCGACAACCCCCUCUCCAAUAACAACGAUAAUGUCCUAUCUAUGGAAGCGUUGUGGAGUAUUUGUGUUAGAUUACUUCAUAACUCGUGCAUGUACAAGGAGGCACAAAGUGCUAUCACAACGUAUAGAACUCUGAAUACCUGUCCGGCAGGGUUGACUUCACGAUACACGAUAUUCGCCAUUCUCGACGGCCUGUCCUAUGGUUGAUAAAUAACUCCCUGGAAACGAACAAUCAAACUACUGUUCCUUGUUUGAUGAUUAGAGAGCGAUAGUGUGCCCUACUAGCCAUCAGCAAGAGAGCUUUACAGCGGAAUUAUGGUUGACCAGCACGUCAUGGAUAGCCAGAUAAGAGAAGAACCGCUGCUGCUCAAGACUCCAGCUUCUAACCAUGGCAUGGGUUCUCCUCCAUGGCGGAACCCGCGAGCUUGUUACCAGAGGUCUUGUGCAAUUUAAAUACUACUUAUUAUCAGUGUCCAGUCCAGGAAUUAACUUCGUAAGGAGAAUGUUGGCCAUUGGGUUCAAAAUCAG